CUCAGACCACUUCCUGGGGGUGGAGAGGACCUCAGCGCCUGCUGCGACAGUCCAGGAAGGCGGUAACGCCCGAGUCCCGAGACUCCGGCUGUUGCCAACAGAGUCCUGGGACACUCUCGGCUCUGACUGCGAGAGCAUCUUCUCUCUCCAGCCAUACAGAACGGCUCGCCACCGGUCCCCAUCAGUUGCGCCUCCAUCUGUUGGGACCCGCGCCCCUAAGCUUGGCCAGGCCUCUGGGCAGGCCGUCGGAACCCGGCGUGGGCUCUCCUAACUGCAAAAGCUAUCUACUUAGAAACCCAGAAGCUGAGCCCUUCAGAGUCCGGCUGGUGCUCGCCACCGUCACCUGCUGGUUGAAUUCCGGAAACCCACUGUCUGAAGAACACAGAAGGGAAUCGCUGACCUCGCAGAAUCAGAAUCGUCUGGACCAAAAGCUCCCUUGGCCCUGUCUCGCUGCCUUCUCUUCUUCUCGUCGGUUCUUUCAUCCUUUUGGGGAUUUCUGUGUCCUGAAGCCCCCAAUCGCCACCAACGUAGCUGGGGUGAGCUACAAACUUUGCUGUCUUGUUCUCCAAACUCUGCCUCCAACAUAGCGAGUCUGAACAUUACCACCCGAUUCUUCCCAAAUCCAGGAGAUUCUGCCUUUUCCUUCUCCUUGCUUGUCUCUUACAGUCCCCAAAAUUUCCCCCCCUCCUGUGUCCUCUUCACCCCCUUCUUUUGGGGGCCCCGUGACCCUAAAUGUGGGGGGAACACUAUACUCCACUACAUUGGAGACCCUGACUCGUUUCCCAGACUCCAUGCUGGGGGCCAUGUUUAGGGCUGACACCCUUAUGCCAGCCAAUCUCAACCGGCAAGGAGAUGGCCAUUACUUCAUCGACAGAGAUGGCAAGGCUUUCCGGCAUAUCCUCAAUUUCCUGCGCCUGGGCCGUCUGGACCUGCCCCGUGGGUAUGGAGAAACUGCACUUCUUAAGGCAGAGGCUGACUUCUACCAGAUCCGGCCCCUUCUGGAUGCCCUGCGGGAAUUGGAAGCCUCUCGGGGUACCCCUGCCCCCAGAGCUGCCCUGCUCCAUGCAGAUGUAGAUGUCAGCCCCCGCCUGGUACACUUCUCCGCUCGAAGGGGCCCGCACCACUAUGAGCUGAGCUCUGUCCAGGUGGACACCUUCCGAGCCAACCUCUUCUGUACUGACCCUGAGUGUCUGGGGGCCAUGCGCAAGCGCUUUGGUGUGGUCAGUGGGGACAGGGCGGAGAGCGGUCCACAUUUUCGUCUAGAGUGGGCCUCCCGCCCCCGGGAACUCCCUGACGUGGAGUAUGAAAGACUGGGGCUGCAGCCGCUGUGGACCGGGGGCCCAGAAGAUCGGCGGGAGGUGGCGAACACGCCUGCCUUCCUGGAGGAGGUGCUGCGGGUGGCUCUGGAACAUGGCUUCCGCCUGGACUCGGUCUUCCCAGACCCUGAAGACCUACUGAACUCCAGAUCUUUACGCUUUGUCCGCCACUGAGCAUGCUGCCUUUCACUUGACUGUGGAGGAACGGCUCUUCCCUGCCUCUUUCUAGUUCUGGUGUGGGAGCUAUGAGAGUCAGGGAUCCCACCAAACCUGACUGGAGCCUAGAUGUAGGCUGAGAUUCCCAAAUCGAGCUGCCCCGACUCAGCUCCCAGAACUCGAGUGGUCCAGAAGAUCUACACCGGGGCUUAUCCUGGGAAAGCAUCCGUGGUUUCUCGAGCCUGUUCUUGCUUGAGGAUGGGCCCUCUGUAUUCAGGGGUGUGGAAAAGUAAGGAAGCACCUCUUUGCCCAGGCUAGACUUAGCAGAACUCUGGAGGUUUGAGCACUAGGUGGAAGGACAUAUUUUGAAUUAUCCAAUGUGGUCUGUCCCCUAGACUGUGGCUUCCCCUCCUGGAGGUAGGCACCUUAUCCUACCAUGACCAUUAAGAGGCCAAGACAUCUGGGAGAUUUCUUUACUAUGUCCCAAGCCACCUACUGUGGGAGAUUGAAAAUAGACACCUUAUCCUAGGUUGACAAAAGGGAGCUAGGAGAACUCCCAUAAGCGUGGGGCUAGAGCACCCUUCUGGGAUUCCGAGCGUUUUAGAGGACUCUGUGUAAGUGGGGCUGGACAUGGGAAAGAUGGUAGUAUUUUUUAUGCCCUGCACUUCUUUCAUGUAUGUGUGGGCCAGCCACUGUAUCUGACUGAUGCUUGGGCCCCUGGCAUCUCCGUUCCCAUCAGUGUUGCCCACUCUUGUGUUUACGUGAUGGUCCUUCUGUGAUCCUGGCAUGUCCAGGCCUGUUUGGGGUUGCCUAGCAACUCUUCAGGCUCAGGUAUAUCUAUGGUAUGUGUGAGAGCAGACUGAGAUUUAGUUUAAUCAUAGGGUGUGUGUGUGUGUUUGCGCGUGUGUGUAUGCCCACACCAUCACGUAGGCAGGAGGGACUUGUUUGAGUUUGAGUCACUAGGCUCUUCCGAUGAGAGGUAAAAGCCACUGGGCUUAGCUAGGCCUCCGAGACCUCUGGGAGCUCUUGGUUGCUGAGACAACCGUGAGCCUGUUGCUAGGAAAUAGCUGGCUAAGGCCUAAGGCUGUCCUGGGCAGAGAGGAGACAGAGAGUUGACAGAGUGGAGAGGGUGUGGGAAGGGACAGCAUUUCUGGGUUCCUGAGUGGAUGCACACAUGCACAUGAUAGUCAUUCACCUAUCACUGUGACUUCUGGGAAGAAAAAUAAAAUUGCUUUCAGAACCA
This is a messenger RNA of Peromyscus leucopus (white-footed mouse), 2715 nucleotides long. RefSeq names its product potassium channel tetramerization domain containing 11 (gene Kctd11). Lineage: Eukaryota; Metazoa; Chordata; Mammalia; Rodentia; Cricetidae. Bases 792 to 1490 code for a protein of 232 amino acids. The record is from RefSeq and is a predicted model, not a curated record. Gene Ontology annotation, biological process: protein homooligomerization; positive regulation of neuron differentiation. The transcript has a single exon.